AUGCUACGCCGCUCGCCUCAGCUCCUGCGUCUGCGCCUUGCGGGGGUGUUCACCUGCAGCGCUGCACUGUACGGUCGCACCGGCGCUUUUCACCCCUUCUCGCAAAAGGAUGAGGAUGACCUGCUACAGGUGGUGAAGACAAAGCCCCGCCACGUCCUCCGGCAUGUGCGUCAGCAGGUCUGGCGCUCUCGCAAGCGAGAACUGCAGUUUCGCAACACAGUGACGCACCUGAUGAUUAUCCUGCAGGAGUUCCUCCGCAAACAGCUCAUCGACCCUGCACAUGCAUCUCAGAUCAUGGAGGGCAUUCUGGAAGAAUGUGUCAAGUACGGGCAGCACGAUAUGGCGCACCUGCUCUUCCGCGCAUUCCUACGCUUCCGCAAGUACGGCUGUGUCAUGACCGUGAAUUCCAUCCGCUGUUUGUUCGAGUCCUAUCGCCACAAUGACACCGCCGACCUGAUGCUUCAGCUCGCGCAGGAGAUGAAGGAGGUGGCGGAGCUGCGGCCGCUCUGCAUCGCCGCGUACUUGUUUUCGAACAGCGAAGCUGAGGCGCAGGCGCUCUGCGAGGGCCUGUCGCUGACAGAGCUAGGCUCCGACGACGUUGUGGCGCUCAUUGCCGGGUACGAGAAAUUGAAGCGCGCCGAUAAGCUCCAGGGGAUUCUCGACGCUGUCCCGACAAUGUCCACUGCCCACAUUCGAAUGGAGGUGUGCGCGGCGCUGUUUCGCGCCUUUUUCAAGCUGGACAAUGACGAAGGCUUCACGCGGACGCUGCAGGUGGCUUUGGAGCAGAAGAUGCCGCUCUCCGCUGAACUGUGCGCUACGGUUCUGCGGCACAAGAUGCGACACGUGACGAGUGUGGAGGAGAUCGCGGCCAUCGAGGAGGAGCUGAGGGAGCUCGGGUACGUGCCGGACGCAACGUGUGACUCUAUCGUCAUCACCGCGUACGCCCGGCUGCUGCACUUUGGCGACCGCGGUAGCGAGGAGCUCAUGCUUGCCAAGGUGGACACGCUGCUGUCGUCCAUUGAGUCCCGCCUCAAGCAAGGCGAUCCUGACAUGGACAUCAGCGCUGCCCACAUCCGGGCCGUCAUCCGCGGCUACGGGGCCGCUGGUCGCCCUGAAGCGAUUAAGGACGCAUGGCAGCGGAUGCAGUUCGGUUCUCUCACGAACGACGUGCGCAUCUACAAUGAGCUGCUCAAGUGGUUUGCGCUCAUGGGCAACGUAAAGGACGUGCUCGCCAUGAAGCGCGAGAUGGAGAGCAACGGGGUCAGUGCGGAUGCCGUCACUUACACGUGGGUCUUUCGCGCUCUGGGCAAGUACUAUCCGCGGCAGGUGGAGGAGUACUACAAGGAGAUGCAGGAGCGGCAUGUUCGGCCUGAUAUUCACCUCUACACCACGCUCCUCGGCAUCUUUGGUGACCUCGGGAACAUGGACACUGUCGACGCGCUUAUGACGGAGCUGCGGAGGCGUGAGGAGGCGGGUACUGUCCAGCUCACGCCCAUCACGUUUGCCGUGCUCAUCCGCAUCCACGGCGGUGAUCUCGACAAGGCGAAAGCUCUCUACGCGGAGGCCCAGCAGCGCAACGUCAGCGAUCACCCGCACGUCCAGACAAGCAUGCUGCACACCCUCGCCGUCCACAAGGGCGGCGGCGCCGCCGAUGUCGAGGAGUUUUUGAAGACGCUGCCGACCUGGAGCACCGACGUGUACAAUGUUCUCUUGCAUAUGUACGGAAAGGGCAUGGAUCGUGAGCGGUUUGACGCGACGCUGGAAAAGAUGAAGUCGGAAUCUGUCGAGAUGAACGACGUCACGUUUGGCACCCUCAUCACCGCGUUUGCUCGCUGGAGCGAUCGCGAGAAGGUGAACGAGGUGAUUCAGCUCCUCAAGUCCCACGACGGCGGAAUCUCCGCCACGUUUUACUCCGUGCUCGCCUCCUCUCUAAGUCGCAUGGGCAACCAGGAGGGGGUCGAGAACGCCUGGGAGGACCUCCUGGCCUCCCGCCUCUUCCCAGACACAGAGGUGUACAACCAGUUCCUGUCUCUCUACAGCCGCCAGAACAACGUGUCCAAGAUGCAGGGCGUACUUGACAACAUGAUGAAGCAAGUGCCCCCAAAUCCAGUCACUGCCACCACGGUCCUCGACAUGCUCGGCAAGUCCGGUCGCAUGUCGGAGAUGGAAUCCCUCUUCGACGACAUGAAGUCAACGCCAGACACCGCGCCAACGUCCGUGACGUUUCACCAGGUCAUGAACGCCUACGCGAAGACCGGGGAUGUGGUGAAGAUGGAGAAGGUGCACGAGGAAUUCCUGGAGAAGGGCUACACGGAGAACAACGUUACCUACAACAUUCUCAUGGACGGCCACGGGCGUUCGAAAGGAUAUGAGCAGAUGGAGGAGCUGCGCCAGAAGCGCUGUGCCGCCGGCAUCCCGAUUGACGACAUCACGUACUGCAUCAUGAUCGCCGCUUACGGUCGCUCCCGUCUCGAGAAGGAUGUGCAGCGUCUUUUCGAUGAAGUCAUCAAAGAGGAGAACCGACCGUUACUGACGAAGCGAGUGGUUUGGUCAGCGAUGGACGCCUUCUGCCGCUGUAACUCGACAGCUGGGAUCGAAAAGUCUGUGGAGCUGCUGCGGACGCUGAACGGCGAGGACAAGGCGCUCAGCUCCGCCGACUACUGCGGCCUCAUCCCCUACUACUGUCGCAUGGGCCACAUGGAGAAGGUCGAGGACGUCGUACGACUCCUUCACGACGGAGGCGACGCCGACGCACUGACGUACAGCGCCCUCAACGCCAUUGCGCGCGGCUAUGCCCGAGCCGGGCGCUUUGAUAAGACGGUGGAGACGCUGCAUCAGAUUCGCGAUCGCAACUGGGUACCCGAUGCGGCGACGGCGCUGCAGCUUUCAGGGGCCUUCCUCAAAGCAGGUCUUCAUGAGCAAGCGCAGCAGGUCAUCGAGUGGCGUCGACGCUACGCCAAAGUGUCGGGUAGCCCCGCCGUCACCACCAUAAAUGAUAGCCAGAAUUAG
Messenger RNA from Leishmania mexicana MHOM/GT/2001/U1103, 3009 nucleotides. RefSeq lists its product as hypothetical. Bases 1 to 3009 code for a protein of 1002 amino acids. The record is from RefSeq and is a predicted model, not a curated record. The transcript has a single exon. Gene Ontology annotation, molecular function: protein binding. NCBI's taxonomy places the organism in Eukaryota, Euglenozoa, Kinetoplastea, Trypanosomatida, Trypanosomatidae.